This is a messenger RNA of Lotus japonicus, 691 nucleotides long. RefSeq names its product protein GL2-INTERACTING REPRESSOR 1-like. The transcript has 2 exons. Bases 50 to 493 code for a protein of 147 amino acids. NCBI's taxonomy places the organism in Eukaryota, Viridiplantae, Streptophyta, Magnoliopsida, Fabales, Fabaceae. The record is from RefSeq and is a predicted model, not a curated record.
AUUCCUCCAAUUACAUAUCCCUAUUGUUGAGUUGCUUAAUGCCUAUAUAAUGACCCACCAUGCUGUAAAUAGAAAACUCAUAAACCCUAUAUUGGUAGUAGCUGCUACACAGAUCCUCUCAUCUCUCACAUCUCCAAUUCCAACCACUCCACUUAGUUUGCAAAGCGAUUUGGAAGAAAUUAAGAUGAGCAAUAGAGCAAGGAGUCCAACGUUGGCAGCAACCUCAUCAUCAGCAUUCUCUUCUGGUGACAUGUCGUCGGAUUUCACGACAUUAUCAUCAUCAAUUUCUGUUUACUCAUCGGAAGGUUCAUCAUGCGUGUCUUCCUCUGAGGCGGCUGAAGUUACAAAGGCAAUGCUUCUCGUAGGUUGUCCUCGAUGCUUCAUGUAUGUGAUGUCGUCAGAAAUUGAUCCCAGAUGCCCCAAGUGCAAGAGUACCGUGUUGCUUGACUUGCUACCUAAAGAGGAAAACAACACCAAGAAGACAAUCACCUAGCUAGCUAGCUAGCUUUCCUUUUGUUAGUUUAAUUAGAAUUUUAUUUCCUCUCUGCAGGUUUUCUUGUGAAAUCUGGCUGUUUAAUUUUCUCACUAGUUUUAAGGCGAAGGGAAGAGAAUUUGAAUUAUGGUUUUCUCACCAGAAUUUAAAGUUGUAUUAUUGUUUAUUUUAAUGUUUUGGACUCUGAGUUCUUUGUUC